Molecule: messenger RNA, 1946 nt
Organism: Cylas formicarius (sweet potato weevil)
Lineage: Eukaryota; Metazoa; Arthropoda; Insecta; Coleoptera; Brentidae
Gene: sad
Product: cytochrome P450 315a1, mitochondrial
Exons: 6
Coding region: 427-1893 (488 amino acids)
Biological process (GO): glucocorticoid biosynthetic process; cortisol metabolic process; cholesterol metabolic process
Cellular component (GO): mitochondrial inner membrane
Molecular function (GO): oxidoreductase activity, acting on paired donors, with incorporation or reduction of molecular oxygen; heme binding; monooxygenase activity
Source: RefSeq, a predicted model, not a curated record
AAUCCUUUAAAACUUUUAUGGCGACUAUAUCGCAAUUGCUUCCAUCGUCGCUGAUUAAUUCGCCUGAAAAAAUCAACCAAAUGAUCGGUGUUUAUUUUUUCUCACAAUGACGGAUCUAAUAAAACCGGAAAAUGGAACGCAAGUGCAUAAUACGGAAGUCAACCGGAAAUACUAAAUUAUGCAACAGGUUUAAUAAUCAGCUUAUAUUAUAUAUUAUAGCUAUUAGAGAUGGAUAUAGAGGCGCUGCGCAUGCCGGUAAUGCAGAAACCUGCUAAGGAACUAUAACACAAAUUUUGAGAAACUUACCAAUAUGACCCCUGACAGAUCGGAAAUAAGUUUAGAUGCGGCAUUCUUGCCUCGUUAAAUAUGUUAGGAAAACGAGUUUGUGGAAAUCGCUGUUAAGAAAGAAAAUGGCGCAAAUUCAGAAUGGACAGGUUUGCAAGCUCGAUAUGUUUAAAAGUAAAAAGGAUCAUUAGACCCCCGUUACGGUUGCUGGUACAGAAAUUUCAUACCGAUACUUUAACAAUCGACGACGUGCCAUCUCCGAAAAAGUUACCGUUAAUUGGAAAAUGGGUCAAUUUACCAUUAGUAUUGGCGGGUUCGAUGCCGAAGCUGCAUUGGUACAUCGACAAAAGACACAAACAGUUGGGACCAAUUUUUAAAGACCAAAUUGGACCGGUAAAUUGUGUGUUUGUUUCGGAUCCUGAAGGAAUUAGAUCCGUAUUUGCCCAGGAAGGAAAAUAUCCGAUACACAUUCUACCGGAAGCGUGGUUAACUUAUAAUCGGAUUUACAACAUCAAAAGGGGAAUUUUUUUUAUGAACGGCGACGAGUGGCUCCACUUUCGAAAAAUACUCAACAAUCUCCUUUUAAAAGGUGAUACCCACUGGAUGGAAGAGUGCUGUCAAGUUGUGACGCAUAACUUGAUAGGAAAAAUUCGCGAAAAUUCCGGAGAUAAGUUCUAUUACCUCAAACUCGAAGGAGAUCUCUAUCGAUCAUCUCUGGAAACCAUAUUGGCAGUUCUUCUCGGUCCGAAGCGAUACUUGGAAAUGAGAGAAUUAAUCGAGGAUAGCGUGAAAGAACUCACGUCUACCAUACAUUUGGUUUUCGAAACGAGUUCUAAAUUAGCCUUGGUUCCUUCAGAAUUUGCCGCUAAGUGGCGGAUAUCGAGGUGGAAAAAGUUCGAAUCGGCUAUAUCCAAGGUACUGGCGUCAGCUAGCAAGCUGGUUGUUAUACUUUAUGAGCUUCUUGGCCCUGACGAUGACGGAUUGCUAGUUAAAAUGAGGUCUAAUAUGGCCGUUGAGGACGUAACAAAAAUUGUCACCGAUCUGAUUCUAGCAGCUGGAGAUACGACGGUGUAUUCAAUAGAGUGGAUGUUGUAUCUUCUGGGCAGGAAUAGAACCGUUCAAGAGAGAUUGAGAGGAGAGCUGGCGAAUGAAAAGGGUACACAUAUUACUUCGAAUGUACUGCUCAAAAAUACUAUUAAAGAAUGCCUUCGACUAUAUCCAGUGGCGCCGUUUUUGACCCGGGUUCUUCCCACAAAGUCGAACGUUAUGGGUUACGACCUUCCGCCGAAUACGGUGCUAAUAAUAUCGGUAUUCAGCACUGGGCGCGAGGAGAAUUAUUUUCCAAAUGCGAAUGAGUUCCAUCCGGAUCGGUGGAAUAACAGAAAUGGUCGAGGUACUAUAGUCCAAAAUGCCAAUUUGCCGUUCGCUUUGGGUGUAAGGUCGUGCAUGGGAAAAAGACUCGCCAUAACUCAACUCCAGCUAACGCUGGCGGAAAUAGUCAAAAAUUUUGAUUUUACUAUUAAAAACUCAAAAGAAAUCGCAGUCGACCUGAAAAUGGUUCUUGUUCCCUCAGAAGCUAUUCAAUUACAAUUUCGUAGUCUCGAUUAAAUUUGUACCUGCUUUGUUUCUGUUAAUUUUUACACGUUGAUAUAAAGCAUUUU